This is a messenger RNA of Anopheles nili, 4173 nucleotides long. Its product is annotated as probable phospholipid-transporting ATPase IIB. The record is from RefSeq and is a predicted model, not a curated record. Gene Ontology annotation, cellular component: plasma membrane; endosome; trans-Golgi network. The transcript has 7 exons. Gene Ontology annotation, biological process: phospholipid translocation; retrograde vesicle-mediated transport, Golgi to endoplasmic reticulum; endocytosis. The coding region runs from base 1 to 3273 and encodes 1090 amino acids. NCBI's taxonomy places the organism in Eukaryota, Metazoa, Arthropoda, Insecta, Diptera, Culicidae. Gene Ontology annotation, molecular function: ATPase-coupled intramembrane lipid carrier activity; ATP hydrolysis activity; magnesium ion binding.
AUGGAGGACGCACCACCGCACAAUAUUCCAUCCGCGCCGGUCACGAAGGAAACGAUACCACUCAUCGAAAAGGCUCCCAAAACCCGCUGGUUCAGCUGUUGGUGCUGGGCCUGGCGAAAAUGGUGCGCCUCAAAGGAGCUAAAACCCCGGACGAUCUACAUCGGUCGGCCAUUGACGGAAAAAUUCCCGCCGAACGAGAUCCGGAACCAGAAGUACAACAUCUUCACAUUUUUGCCGCUCGUCCUGUUCGAGCAGUUCCGUUUCUUCCUCAAUCUGUACUUCCUCAUCAUGGCCGUCAGUCAGUUCAUACCGGAGAUCCGCAUUGGGUAUCUGUACACGUACUGGGGACCUCUGGGGUUCGUGCUGGCCGUCACGAUCUGCCGUGAAGCGGUCGACGAUCUUAGGCGGCACAAACGAGAUCGAGAAGUCAAUUCGCAGAAGUACAAGCGCUUUGUCAGCGCCGACAAACCACCCGAGUCCGUAUCAUCGUCAAAACUGCGUGUUGGUGACAUCAUUAUGGUGGAAAAGGAUGAACGAGUCCCGGCAGAUUUGAUAUUGCUACGGACGAGCGACAAGAGUGGAGCCGUUUUCGUUCGUACUGACAUGUUGGACGGAGAGACCGACUGGAAAUUGAGGUUGGCCGUGCCUGCGACUCAAAAACUUGCCUCGCACGGUGAGCUGCUGACCGUAAACGCAUCGUUGUACGUCGAAAAACCACAAAGAGAUAUCCACACCUUCAUUGGAACGUAUUCGAAGCUUGGUGGAACCGAGGAUGAAGGAUUGAAUGUGGAGAAUACGCUGUGGGCAAACACGGUCGUUGCAUCGGGUACGGCGGUCGGAAUCGUCAUUUACACCGGCAGCGAAACGCGCAGUGUCAUGAACAAUUCUCAGCCCCGCUCGAAGGUGGGCCUGCUCGAUUUGGAGAUCAACAAUCUCACGAAGGUGCUGUUCUGCGCCGUGAUCGGACUCUCGUUCGCCAUGAUGUGCCUGAAGGGGUUCAACGGGCCCUGGUACCGGUACAUGUUUCGCUUCGUGCUGCUCUUCUCGUACAUCAUUCCGAUCAGCUUGCGCGUAAACCUGGACAUGGGCAAGGCGUUUUACUCGUGGCAGAUACAGAACGACGACGAAAUCAAGGGUACGGUCGUGCGAUCGACAACUAUACCAGAGGAGCUGGGUCGCAUGUCGUACCUGCUGACGGACAAAACUGGUACGCUUACUCAAAACGAAAUGAUCUUUAAGAAGAUUCACGUCGGCACUGCGGCCUACGGACGAGACACUUUCCCGAUGGUAUCGGCCGCAAUUCAAUCCGUGUACGGUACACUUUCAACGCCAGCCGACGCAUCACCGGAGGAUCGUGCCGUAGAUUAUCAACCGCGUUUGCGUAAACCAGACGGUUGGCGCAUAUGGGAAUCAGUCAAAGCGCUCGCGUUGUGCCACAACGUGACCCCGGUUUACGAAAGCACCGGCAACGGUGGCGGAAGUGGUUCGUUAUCGUCCGCUUCUGGAACUGAACGCAGGCAAUCACCGUCUCGGUCGAUUUCCGUGGAAAGCCAAGGCGGAGAACCGUCGGUGGUGAAACCUCCCAUCGCCGAGAAAACCUACCAAGCGUCCAGUCCGGACGAGAUCGCUCUAGUCAAGUGGACAGAGUCCGUCGGACUGACGCUGGUGCAGCGUGACCUCAACCAUAUGACGCUGCAGAUCCGAGAUACGACGCGGGAAAGCCAGGGCCUUAUGAAGUACCAGAUUCUGCAGACGUUCCCCUUCACGAGCGAGAACAAGCGAAUGGGCAUUAUUGUACGCGAGCUGAACGGUGGGGAAAUCACCUUUUAUCUGAAGGGGGCCGACGUCGUUAUGUCUGGCAUCGUGCAAUACAACGACUGGCUCGCUGAGGAAAGUGGCAAUAUGGCUCGCGAAGGUCUUCGAACGCUCGUGGUCGCCAAGAAGGUGCUGACCGAGGAGCAAUACAGCGAUUUCGUGAUGCGCUACAACGCGGCCAAGGUGAGUGUGGCCGAUCGCGUUACAAAGGUGGCGGCCGUCAUCGAAAGCCUCGAACGAGAGAUGGAACUUCUCUGCCUAACAGGCGUCGAAGAUCGGCUGCAGGAUCGCGUACGGCCCACGCUCGAGUUGCUGCGGAAUGCAGGCAUUAAGAUAUGGAUGCUUACCGGUGACAAGCUCGAGACGGCCACGUGUAUCGCCAAAUCGUCGCAUCUAGUCGGGCGCAACCAGAGCAUCCACGUGUUGAAGAGCGUUCUGACACGCACGGACGCACAUCUGGAGCUGAACCAAUUCCGGCGCAAGCAGGACUGCGCGCUGGUCGUAUCGGGCGAGAGUCUCGAGGUGUGCUUGCAGUACUACCAACCAGAGUUCAUGGAACUCGCUACGGCAUGUCCGGCCGUCGUGUGCUGCCGUUGCAGUCCCACCCAGAAGGCACAGGUCGUUUCGCUGAUUCAAAAGUACUCGAAAAAGCGCACCUGCGCCGUCGGUGACGGUGGUAACGACGUGAGUAUGAUCCAGCAGGCGGACGCCGGAAUUGGCAUCGAGGGUCGAGAGGGCAAACAGGCUUCCCUGGCUGGGGACUUUAGUAUACCGCAGUUUUCUCACAUUGCUCGGUUGCUGAUCGUGCACGGACGUCGAUCUUACAAACGCUCAGCCGCCCUGUCACAGUUCGUCAUUCACCGUGGGCUAAUCAUUUCCACGAUGCAGGCUGUCUUCUCAGCCGUAUUCUACCUGUCGUCGGUAGCCCUUUACCAGGGCUUUCUGAUGGUAGGCUACGCGACGCUCUACACCAUGUUCCCGGUGUUUUCGCUUGUACUCGAUCAGGACAUUAACGCCAACAUCGCGAUCACCUAUCCCGAGCUGUACAAGGAGCUGUCGAAGGGCCGCAGUUUGAGCUACAAAACGUUCUUUAUGUGGGUGCUAAUUAGCAUCUACCAAGGUGGCGUUAUCAUGUACGGAGCGUUGAUACUGUUCGAGGAUGAAUUCAUCCAUAUCGUGGCUAUCAGUUUCUCGGCCCUGAUCCUCACGGAACUGAUUAUGGUGGCUUUAACUAUCCGCACGUGGCACAAAUUGAUGGUUAUAGCAGAACUGUUCAGUCUAGUGCUUUACAUAGUAUCUCUUGCCGUUUUGCACGAAUAUUUCGAUUGGGAGUUUAUCUGGUCGUGGGAUUUCCUUUGGAAGGUGCUGGUAAUCACGCUCGUCUCUUGUCUUCCACUGUACAUUUUAAAAUUCCUGCGCAAAAAAUUCUCACCGCCGUCGUAUUCAAAGCUUACCUAAAGUGGGUUCGCCCUGGUUAUCCCUUUCGUUAUAGUUAUUUAUUGCAACCGAACUCUUGCUUUACUUUAAAUGUGCUACCACUGAGCACUAUUAUUUACCAGUUCGCAAGUUUGUAUUGUUAUUAUUCGCCCGUUUUGUUCUUCAUUUCUCGUAAAGUAUUAGCAAACAUGAUAUGAUGUGCGUUAAUGUGCAAUUGCGCCUCGCCGAAUUCGGCACCGGCUCGCAACAGUUGAGGAAAAUUAUAGCAACUUUUUAUGUAAUACACUUCCGUGAUCGUGAUAUUUUCUUACGUAAAACCUGCUCUUGCAUGGUGGCUUGUGUUUGUUGUGUCAAUUAAUAUAUGCUUUAAUCUUAUUAGCGAGCUAAUUGCAUCUACCCAUUCGUUGCAACUCACUCCCUUCCGGGCACUAACGAACCAGCAAGGACGAAUAAACCGUGAGUGAGAAAUAUUGUGCAGUUCGCGAGAGAAUAGCAGAUGGCAUGAUGAUAAAGAAACAGUCGUACGUUGUAAGCAUAACUUGUUACAAAAAAGUGUCUAACUGAAUAUCAACGCCUUCGGCAGUCGAACGUAACAAAGUUCGCGAUAAACAAUUUUUAAAUGGUAAUCAAUGAUAUUUAAACGUUCAUUUUUACUUAAGAAAUCUAAACAUAACAUACGUAUAUACACGCACACAAACAAAACAUACCAACCACAACAAGCAGUAUAUAUUACACAAGAAGGAAAGAUGGUUAAAAAAUAGGAAGCGAAAAGCCAACGAAAAGGGUGACUGUGAGUGAUCUCUCUCGGGGGGAGACGCGAGAGAAGAUCACGUAAUAUAUGAACCAAAAUUCCUACAGAAAGUACACUACAAGUCUACAAGCGAGCAGCUUUCGUGUGUCAGGCACAGAAGGAAAGAUGAA